AUGUUCCAAAAUUCAUCUACAAAAAGUUCUAAAAAUAAUCACCCGAACGAUGAUAAGCAACCUGCCUCUGGGAAUAAAAGAACUAAAAAUUCUUCAUCUUGUAAUUUCUGCAGAGAAAAAAAGGUUAAAUGCGUCUAUUUAAGCGGUGGCCGAUGCAGGCUAUGCAUCAAUAAUAACCGCGAAUGUAUAUCCAACCCACAAAAAAAGAGGGGUCCUAAAGGCCUUAAAAAAGCAACUGGAUCGAGUACACCAUCUAAAACCAGGUCAAAUUUAGAAACAUUGGGUGCAGCAUUUUUGCGAUCUCUAAGUGGAAAUGGACAACCUUUAGAGACCUUAAUUCAAGAAACUCGGUCAAACAUAAAUUCAUAUGGGAUUUCUUUAGCAGCAAAUAAUGAACAAACAUUGCCUAGUUUGGAUGAAAACCUUUCAAAUGGCGAAAGAGCUAUAUUUAGUGGAAGUUUUAUUGAGAGCUCUCUAGUAACCAACGAUCAAAGCGGAAAUUUACUUGAAAACCCUUUAGGAAUAAGUAAUGUGCGAAUAUCAUAUAGUUUAGUUCAAUCAAAUCCGUCAAAUAGCGACCCAAUAUCAGUAAAUUCAACUCAAGAAACUUUGCAAAUCAGAAACUUUUCAACUAUAAAUAACGAACAAAUGUUGUCCCCAGCAAUAGUCAACAGACAAAAUUUCCCUAGAACUCGGUCACCUGAGACCAGUAGACAACCUUCACCAAGUCGUGUGAACCGACAAAUAAGAAGAGAAGACAGAAACCAUGAACUUGGAGUUGGCUUACAUGCUAAUCAAAAUUCUUCACGCUCUCCGAGUCCAAUUUUUGUGGUUUCAAUGCAUUCAGAUAAUGAGCCAGUUUUACAGUUUCCAGAAAUAAAUUUUCCGAAUUCCGCAGAUUUAAGAUCAACAUCUCCUAUAGAUAUAUUAUCAUUAACUGGCUCUUACACAUAUCUCAAUUAUGACGCAUCAAAUAAUUCAUCUAAUCAAUCAUCACCUCUAAUUAAUUCUCAAGCGAUGUCAAUGCCAUUAUUGGGUGGUGCAUCACCUUUUACUGAUAUUAUCACAGAUCCUCAAACGCCAGUGUCGUCGCUUAAUUCACCUUUUAUCGAUUUUCAAACCACGUCAACGUCAUUGCUUGAAUUAGGGGAUGAAUCACCCUUUGUCAAUUUCACCACAGACCCUCAAGCCACGUUAAUGUCACCGCUUGAAUUAUCACCUUAUGUCAAUUUCACUACGGACCCUCAAGCCACAUCAACGCCAUUACUUGAAUUAGGGGAUGCAUCACCCUUUGUCGAUUUCACCACAGACCCUCAAGCCACAUUAAUGUCACCGCAUGAAUUAUCACCUUAUGUCAAUUUCAGUACGGACCCUCAAGACACAUCAAUACCAUCGUUUGAAUUAGGUGAUACGUCACCUCUUGCCAAUUUUACCACUGAUCCUCAAGCCACAUCAAUGUCAUCGCCUGAGUUGGAGGAUUCAACAUCUCUUAUCAACUCCAUCACGGAUCCCCAAACCAUUUCAAUGGAUAAUUCAGAAGAAAUUAAUCCAUACUUAUCAAUUCCGCCACAGAAUUUCAUAAAUAGAAGGAUAUGA
Molecule: messenger RNA, 1596 nt
Organism: Dentiscutata heterogama
Lineage: Eukaryota; Fungi; Glomeromycota; Glomeromycetes; Diversisporales; Gigasporaceae
Source: the annotation of a GenBank genome assembly